CGGCUCCACUUCCGGCUAGUGGAGGAGUCAUGUGACCUCGCGUCAUGGCGCCCUGCUUGUGGCUGCUCCUAUGUUUUGUCUAUGAUGUGACAGCCACAAAGAUGAAGAUUGUGGAGGAGCCCAAUACAUUUGGGUUGAAUAAUCCGUUCUUAUCACAAACCAACAAGCUUCAGCCAAGGACAGAUCCCGCGCCGGUCUCAGGACCGCCUCAUCUUUUCAGGUUGGCAGGAAAGUGUUUCAGUUUUGUGGAAUCCACAUACAAAUACGAGUUCUGCCCUUUUCACAACGUUACUCAGCACGAGCAGACCUUCCGCUGGAACGCUUACAGUGGGAUUUUAGGAAUUUGGCAAGAAUGGGAAAUCGAGAACUAUACCUUCACAGGCAUGUGGAUGAGAUCAGGAGAUUCCUGUGGAAACAAGAACCGACAGACAAAGGUUCAUUUUGUCUGUGGACGGAAGAACAAGUUGGCUGCGGUAUCAGAGCCGAACACCUGCGUCUACUCUAUGACGUUUGAAACCCCACUGGUCUGCCACCCGCAUUCUCUGCUAGUCUAUCCUACUCUCGGGGAAGCAAUGAGAAAACAGUGGGACGAAGCAGAACAGUCCUUAUAUGAUGAACUCCUCACUGAACAGGGCUACAAGAAACGUCUUCAAGACAUAUUUCGAGAAGCCGGAUACUUGAAAAAGACCUUGCAGCAUGAAAGCGAUGGAAAGCUAGACCAGAACCAGCCUAAGAGCUUUGACUCACUGGAGCAGUGCAGCAAGGCCCACGCCGACUCGUCUGAGGAGAUAAAGCGACUACGAGGCAUUUUGGAAAGGCACAGCAUUUCUUAUCUCAAAAACGGAUCGUCUAAUAUAGAAUCGCAGCCGCGGAGUUUAGUCACACCUACUCCAAGGGGUGAGGAGAAAUAUCAUCUACGUGGAGAUACUGGAGAUCGAAAUGAACAUUAGCAGCAAACCUGCAGCGCUGCUGGAGGACUAAGUAAUUGUAGACUGAUGAUGUCAUCAGAAGACAUUAAGAUCAUUGGCCAAAGAGCAUAACUUUAUUGUCAAAUGACUUCUAAACCUUUAAAGGUCCCUGUCAGAUGAGCGAGGCACCCGGCCUGAUGUUCCAGCACUGCCGGGGUCACAUAGCAUUAUAUUGAUUUAUGAUGCUAUGUAACCCUUACUGUUCUGGAAUGUAUUAGAUGACACUGACAUAAUGCUGUC
Messenger RNA from Bufo bufo (common toad), 1208 nucleotides. RefSeq names its product N-acetylglucosamine-1-phosphate transferase subunit gamma (gene GNPTG). The record is from RefSeq and is a predicted model, not a curated record. Gene Ontology annotation, cellular component: Golgi apparatus. Bases 45 to 950 code for a protein of 301 amino acids. The transcript is spliced from 11 exons. Lineage: Eukaryota; Metazoa; Chordata; Amphibia; Anura; Bufonidae.